This is a messenger RNA of Macrosteles quadrilineatus (aster leafhopper), 938 nucleotides long. RefSeq lists its product as uncharacterized. Lineage: Eukaryota; Metazoa; Arthropoda; Insecta; Hemiptera; Cicadellidae. The record is from RefSeq and is a predicted model, not a curated record. The transcript has 11 exons. Bases 52 to 855 code for a protein of 267 amino acids.
CCAACUGGUAUAAAUUCGCGCGCAGUUGAUUCCAGUUCCACUGACUUCAACAUGAAGACCUUUCAUCAUGUGUUCGUGAUGUGCGUGGUGGUAUUUCUAGCAUGGGAGGCAGCUGCAGUGGAGGAAACUGUUCAAUUCAAUACUGCACCAGUAUUCGUAUUUGACGCAGACAACCAAAGGCAGACGGUGGAAUCUUGGACGAUUGAAGUGAAAAGAGUGGAAUCAGAAUCAGCCUAUCUAUCUAGGCGUAACGAUAACGAAGGCAAAGAACUUGCUGUUUUCUUCUUCAACAACGAUGCGUUAAAAGGUGAUGACGGAAAAUUCAAGGUUCUAGCUGCAAAGGAGUUCGCAAAAAAUGGUGUUGAAAAUGGUGUUUACUUAAUUGUUCCCAAAGGAGUGCUUUCGGAUGAUUUAAAAAACAAAGAAAAAAUAGGAUCUAAGAAUUAUCUUUGGUUUGACUUGGAAGAUAAGCACAAAGUCGUUGACGUUACCGACAAAGCUUCAUAUGACGCCAGGCAUAACCAGUACAAAGGCAGAAGUAUUUUCACUUUGUUUCUCGACUACGAGCCGGACUGUGUGACAGAGAGCGGCCAGAACUGCCUGGAGAAGAGAAAAGAAGAUACCAUGAUUUGGCUAAGAGACAGGUUCAAAGCUAUGUGUGUCCGGACCGUUCUGCUCGUAGCGAAAGUGAAAGACGUUGGCGAUGAUGUAACAGAGAAGCUCUGUCCACAUCUUGGAAAGCCGUCGCAGUAUCCUGCUUUGUACCACGAAAAAAACUCAAAGUUGAUCGAAAUAAUAGGAUUUAUCUCCUCCAAUGGACGUAAGGCAAAUUACAUUGCUAAGGAUACGUGCUAGCAACGAACAACUACGUGCUAGCAAAGAACGACUACAAGAAAACUGCCGGUGUGUCAUAAAUCAAAUAAAGAAUUGAAUUUCCA